GCAUACCUUUUAAUUUAGAGGCAGCAGUUUCUUCCCCAUCUAUGCAUCUGAGUGAAGACCAAACAGAUAGCCAUGAAAUGCGAAGAUGAAUCUCCAAAGCCGCACUUUGUUCUGGUGCCAUUCAUGGCCCAAGGUCACACCAUUCCCAUGAUCGACAUGGCACAUCUCCUUGCAAAACAGGGCGCCAUGGUCACCUUCAUCACUACCCCAGCCAACACCACACGGAUAGAGUCCACCAUUGAUAAGGCAAGAGAGCUGAACCUCCCAAUCCACUUUGUACCCCUCAAGCUCGACUGUGCCAAGGUAGGACUACCAGAAGGUUGCGAGAACGUUGACAAGGUCAUAGGGAAAGAGCAGGUGAAGAGUUUGACAGACGCCUAUAGCAUGCUACACAAGCCUCUCGUAUCUUAUCUCCAAGCACAGAGCAACCUGCCUUCCAGCAUAAUAUCAGACUUGUGCCAGCCAUGGACAGGAGAUGUUGCAAGGGAGCUGGGAAUCCCAAGGUUCAUGUUCAAUGGCUUCUGCGCCUUCUCCUCCCUCUGCAGGUAUAUCAUCCAUCAAGAGAAGGUAUUUAAGAAUGUAGCUGAUGACAAUGAGCUAAUUAUCCUUCCUGGGUUUCCUCAUUGCAUUGAGAUAUCAAAGGCGAGAUCACCAGGGAAUUUCAAUUCACCAGGUUUUGAGCAAUUCAGCGAGAAGAUCUUGGAGGAGGAACGGAGAGCUGAUGGUGUAGUCACUAACAGCUUCUAUGAGCUAGAGCCGUUGUAUCAUGAGGCCUACCAGAAGAAAAUAGGUAAGAAAGUAUGGUCCCUUGGUCCGAUGUUCCUUCAUAAUACUGAGAUGAGUGCAAUAGCAAUCAGAGGUGACAAGGCAACGGUUGAUCAGAAGCAUUGCUUGCAAUGGCUUGAGUCCAUGAAGCCAGGCUCAGUUCUUUAUGUUAGCUUUGGUAGCAUGGCUCGCACUGUGUUUUCUCAGCUCAAAGAGAUUGCACUGGGCUUAGAGGCUUCAAAGAGGCCAUUUCUUUGGGUGAUAAAAUCUGAUGAUAAGGUUUCUGAUACUGAGAAAUUGUUGAGUGAGGGAUUUGAGGAGAGAAUAAGGGAUAGAGGUUUCAUAAUAAGAGGUUGGUCACAACAAGCUAUGAUCCUCUCACAUCCAUCUUUAGGGGGGUUCAUGACGCAUUGUGGGUGGAACUCGACAAUAGAAGCAGUUUCAAAUGGGGUGCCCAUGAUUACAUGGCCACAUUGUGCAGAGCAAUUCUUGAAUGAGAAGCUGAUAGUAGAUAUUCUGAGGAUAGGAGUGCCUGUUGGCGUGCAGAACAUCACAAGCAGGACAAUGGAGGCUCAUGAGAUUUCUAUAGUAAAGAGGGAUCAUAUAGAGAAAGCCGUGUUGAAACUGAUGGGUGAAGAUAAAGAUGCAAAGGAGAGAAGAAUGAGAGCUACGGAACUAAAGCAAAAGGCUAGACAGGCUAUAGAUGGAGGGUCAUCUUACAGCAAUAUACAGCAGCUGAUUGAAUAUGUUACAACCAGGAAAUAAGACCCAAAGUUCAGUGAUCUAUGCUAUUAUUCUUCCACCAUCUUUUUCUUACAGUUUUUAGUAUGUAUUCCUAAAAGAAUAAAGUUAUUUCUCAAAAUUCCAUGUAUUGUAUGACACAGUAUGUUCAGACUUUAGAAACUUUUGCAUAUCAUUCUUACAGUGAGAAAACUGCCGUGGCAGCAACUACAUUGUUCA
Panicum hallii is the source of this 1725-nucleotide messenger RNA. Its product is annotated as UDP-glycosyltransferase 73C4-like. The record is from RefSeq and is a predicted model, not a curated record. The transcript is spliced from 2 exons. The coding region runs from base 73 to 1530 and encodes 485 amino acids. Gene Ontology annotation, molecular function: UDP-glycosyltransferase activity. NCBI's taxonomy places the organism in Eukaryota, Viridiplantae, Streptophyta, Magnoliopsida, Poales, Poaceae.